AUGUCGACUGUCGAACAUGUCACUGAGCAUGCAGGGUUCUGGAAGAGAGUGCUGGGAAAACUCCCAGCGAAUGGAUAUGCGCGAUCCUUAUUCUCGCGAACAACCCGCUCAAAGCGCGAUCGCUCAAAUGCAGAGGGAAUGACCAACCCAGAAGCCCAAUCGGUGAUGAACGACGCCGAGUUUGGUCGCGUGGACCCCACAGGCUGGUUCCCACACUAUAAGAAUUGUCUUCAACACUUUGUCGACUAUAGCCAGCACACUCCCCAAGUGCAGUCCAUUGCCGCGUUCAUCAAUAUUCGACUACCCUGCCAGCGACCUUCUGAGUCUAGCGCUCCAGUACCUGGAUCCACAUCGUCGUCAUUUGUUUCGCUGCGGCCGUAUAUUAGGCGGUUGAUUGUCACAGCGCAAGACUCACCGACUGUUAUGCAAGGCUUCUUCGGGGGUGACUGGGAGGCUGGCGUGGGUUGUAUCUACAAACAAGAACGGGUGAACUAUCUGUUUACCGCCAAGAGCAGCGGGUGGGCAUCUACCAAGGCUGCCUACGAUAUUUCUCCAGAUGAAGAGACUCCCUUUUUGAGGCCUCUACGUGACCCCUCGGAGGAUGAGAUUCGAGUGGCCGAGGCGCGGUGGAGUGAAUGGCUGGCAAUGGAGGAUUGGAUGGUCGGAGCACGCAGUCCCUGGUAG
Penicillium mononematosum is the source of this 684-nucleotide messenger RNA. RefSeq lists its product as uncharacterized. The record is from RefSeq and is a predicted model, not a curated record. NCBI's taxonomy places the organism in Eukaryota, Fungi, Ascomycota, Eurotiomycetes, Eurotiales, Aspergillaceae. The transcript is spliced from 2 exons. The coding region runs from base 1 to 684 and encodes 227 amino acids.